This is a messenger RNA of Linum tenue, 1466 nucleotides long. The record is from the annotation of a GenBank genome assembly. NCBI's taxonomy places the organism in Eukaryota, Viridiplantae, Streptophyta, Magnoliopsida, Malpighiales, Linaceae.
CCCGAUGUCUCCGACUUGGACAGAGGCGAACAUCGAUGGCUUAAGUCAGCAAUCAACCCCAAUUCUUUCUCAUUCCGUUUUCAUCGGCUUCUCGAUGGCCCGCCACGAUCUUUCUUCCCAUCUUCUAGCAUCUACCGCCGCGGAAUCUCAUCGCCACCGUUGACGGCGACGGCAACUCCUCCUCCCGCUAACCCACCGCUAACCACCAGAACUGCGAUCGGGCCGACUCAAAUAAUAAUCACCACAUUCCUCCUCACUCUAACUCCACUACUCUCCGCAACCCUUUCGAAUUCGUCACCUCCGACGCUUCCUUCUCCGUCCUCCGCCGUGCGCCAUCGAUCCCUUCCGCAACGAACUCCCCGUAUCGACGGACUGUACGAGGUUUUGUAGAUUUUGCUGCUCCUUCCGAUCGUAGUAAUCAGAUUGCUUCUUUGGAAUCUGUUUGGGCGUGAGCUUCAGCUACGAAAUUGGCGAUUUGGGGAUGGAAAGACAAGCACAGCCCUAUACCCAGAUGGCGCUCUCGCCUCAUGUGGGUCACUAGGUUUACUGCCCGUGGCAUUCUCUUCUCUUUGGGGUCUGAUUUUAGCUCUCCCUCUUUUCCCUCGCUCCAUCCUCCCUACUCCCUCUUAUAAGUUGGUGGCAACUUGAGAUACUACUAUUCUAGGAUUGAUUAGUGGUGUUUAUUAUUAUUUUUUUGUCUGAUUGCAAUUACUGCAUCUAGCUACCAGUUGAUAUGAAGGAAAGGAAUUGCUCCGACGUUUAUCAAAUCAUGUUUCUUAGAUCGAACCCAUUUUUUUUUUCUCUAUGAGAUGUGCCCUACCGUUGUUGCUUCCGAGUCGCAUGAUGCUUUAUCUUUUGUGGGAACCAUCAGCAGAAUUAUGCAGCCACAGGAGAACAAGGUUAAGGCUGCAAAGUGGGCUGAACCAUUCCUAGGGACAGUUGGAACGAAACGGAUCCCAACUGUGAAGGAUAAGUUGGUGGUGGUAACACAUAUACGGUCACUGAGUGCAACUGCUGUGGAAGCUUAUGAGACCUCAAAGACUGCAAUAAUAGCUCACAUAGUUCUGGUACAAAAGAAUGAUGGAUUCCUACUUUCAGGGCAUAGAGGCUGGGUCAGCUGGGAGGAAAAUGAAGUUAAUUGGGCUGCUGAUGUGUUUAAAGGGUCUUCUCCUAAAAAUGCAGCUGCAAAACUCACCUGGAUUACAUUGAUUAGUAUGCUAUGGGGGCAGGGGUCUGUGCGUUUUACUGAGGUGCUUCUGCUAGACCUUAUCAUGGCCGAAUGGGCCAGUCUUGGAGGGCCAGCGCCUCAAGACCUGCGCCGGGCCCAAACUCCCCCGCCUAAAGCAGCAAUACACUCACCGCACACGUGCACAGCAGCAAACGACCACAACAAGUCACGAGCUGCCGACGAGAACCCUUUUCCCGUGUCGUCUUCGGUCUACAGCGUCGCCAUCCCCUGCCCCUGA